AUGGCGGAGUUCGUCCGUGCCCAAAUUUUUGGCACAACCUUUGAGAUCACCAGCAGAUACACCGAUCUCCAACCUGUCGGAAUGGGUGCAUUUGGCCUGGUCUGUUCUGCGAGGGAUCAAUUGACUGGUCAACCGGUCGCUGUAAAGAAGAUAAUGAAGCCGUUCAGUACUCCGGUACUGUCAAAACGCACAUACCGAGAACUCAAGCUUUUGAAACAUCUACGGCAUGAGAAUGUCAUUAGCCUCAGCGACAUCUUCAUCUCACCAUUGGAAGACAUUUACUUCGUCACCGAGCUCCUAGGCACUGACUUGCACCGACUCCUUACCUCGCGUCCUCUUGAAAAACAAUUCAUUCAGUAUUUCCUCUAUCAGAUUUUACGCGGCUUGAAAUAUGUCCACUCCGCUGGCGUUGUCCACCGUGAUCUCAAACCCAGCAACAUUCUGAUCAACGAAAAUUGCGAUUUGAAAAUCUGUGACUUUGGUCUAGCUCGAAUCCAAGAUCCUCAGAUGACGGGAUACGUGUCAACGAGAUACUACCGUGCCCCCGAAAUCAUGCUCACAUGGCAGAAAUAUGAUGUCGAGGUGGAUAUCUGGAGUGCCGGCUGUAUCUUUGCCGAAAUGCUGGAUGGAAAGCCUCUUUUCCCUGGAAAAGACCAUGUCCACCAGUUUUCGAUCAUCACCGAGCUUCUAGGCACUCCUCCUGACGAUGUCAUUGAAACCAUUUGCAGUGAAAAUACCCUCCGAUUUGUACAGUCUCUACCAAAGCGCGAACGCCAACCACUUGCUGCUAAGUUCAAGAAUGCUGAUCCAGCAGCUAUCGACUUACUCGAGCGGAUGCUCGUCUUUGACCCAAAGAAGCGAAUUCGUGCCGGAGAUGCGCUUGCCCAUGAAUAUCUUGCUCCAUACCAUGACCCCACCGACGAACCAGUUGCCGAUGAGAAGUUCGACUGGUCGUUUAAUGACGCUGAUUUGCCCGUGGACACUUGGAAGAUCAUGAUGUACUCGGAGAUAUUGGACUAUCAUAACAUUGACCAAUCCGCCGAUCCCGCCCAAGUUCCUUUACAGUAA
Talaromyces marneffei is the source of this 1068-nucleotide messenger RNA. RefSeq lists its product as uncharacterized. Gene Ontology annotation, biological process: protein phosphorylation; stress-activated MAPK cascade; cellular response to oxidative stress. Bases 1 to 1068 code for a protein of 355 amino acids. Gene Ontology annotation, cellular component: nucleus; cytoplasm. The transcript is spliced from 9 exons. Lineage: Eukaryota; Fungi; Ascomycota; Eurotiomycetes; Eurotiales; Trichocomaceae. The record is from RefSeq and is a predicted model, not a curated record. Gene Ontology annotation, molecular function: MAP kinase activity; ATP binding.